CGAUAAUGACGGAGGGCGUUCAGUACCGAAAUGAGAAAGGUAUACCCCGCGAAGUAGAACAACAUUUACAACUCAAACAUCCAACAUGAUCAUGACAAUACCAUCAUAACAUGUCCAAGAAAGUCAAAAAGACAACUUCAUUUCGUUCUUUACAGCAUACAAUCACACGCGAUAUACAGGAUAUACGGGAUAUCACUGUGCUGUACGACAAGGCCACUCUACUCUACGAAAGAGGAGAUCAUAGAGGGGCAUACGUCUAUUUUGACAUAUGCGUCACAGCAAGAAAAGAUGAGCCUCAAUAUCGUUUAAGCAGAGGCAUUUGUGCAUUCUCAUUGCACGUCUACAAACAAGCAUAUGAAGACGCAAAAAUAUCAAUGAAAAUGAAAGAAAGGGUGGAAAGACACUCAACGUCAAGAGAACUUCAAAAACAAAUUUCGGAUAAAUUAUUGAGCAGUUUAAUGGCCGAUCAUCGAAAACAUAUUUCACGUUGUAAAUAUUGGAUGGGAAAAGCAAAUUUUGAACAGGGGGAUUAUGAAAAUGCAUUGAGCGAAUUCAACGAAUCGCAACUAAUCAUGCCCAACUCAAAGGCUAGAGAGAUGAAGAAGCAAUGCGAAGAACGCAAAAAGCAAGGAUUGGGAUCGAUGUACUAUCACACGGCAUCAUCCAGGUGCAAAAGGUUAUUUUGCGAUGAAGAAAACAUGACCAGUCAACAUCAGCAUUCGAAUCGUCAUCCGAUCAAAUAUGCACCAGCAUUUUCAUCUACUUUACAACAUCCACAAGAUUCACAAUUACCACAUUCGAUUCUUGGAACAUAUGCAGUCUUUGAUAGACAUUCAUUUUAUGAGGAAAAAGCGAGGUUGAUUCAAAAAGCGAUCGGCGCUCAAAGCAAAGAUUCCGAAUUACGAUCAAUGGCUGCCAGUAAUGAACAAGGAGAUGAUGACUUGGACAGCGAUGAUAUUUGA
Messenger RNA from Meira miltonrushii, 962 nucleotides. RefSeq lists its product as uncharacterized. Lineage: Eukaryota; Fungi; Basidiomycota; Exobasidiomycetes; Exobasidiales; Brachybasidiaceae. The coding region runs from base 111 to 962 and encodes 283 amino acids. The transcript is spliced from 5 exons. Gene Ontology annotation, molecular function: protein binding. The record is from RefSeq and is a predicted model, not a curated record.